Haemonchus placei is the source of this 210-nucleotide messenger RNA. NCBI's taxonomy places the organism in Eukaryota, Metazoa, Nematoda, Chromadorea, Rhabditida, Trichostrongylidae. The record is from the annotation of a GenBank genome assembly.
AUUGAUAACAUCUUGGCUCCUGUGCUACUCCUGGCAAGUGCAUUGCAUCCCGUUAUAGAGAACAGCAUGUCAUUCAUCCAUGGCCUUUUCUUCUCAUUCAAUACAAUUACUACGAUUGGACUCGGGAAUAUUUAUGUGAAAAGUCAUUUUUACCUAGCCGUGAGUUCAAUAAAGUACUGGUCUCAAUUUUUGCAGCGCAGCGACGACUAA